Cordyceps militaris CM01 is the source of this 399-nucleotide messenger RNA. RefSeq names its product Glyoxalase/bleomycin resistance protein/dioxygenase. Lineage: Eukaryota; Fungi; Ascomycota; Sordariomycetes; Hypocreales; Cordycipitaceae. The transcript is spliced from 2 exons. The coding region runs from base 1 to 399 and encodes 132 amino acids. The record is from RefSeq and is a predicted model, not a curated record.
AUGUUUGACCACCUCGCGCUCUCCGUGCCGCAGGACAAGUACCCCGCCGUCGUCGCUUUCUACCUCGCGGCCCUCGCGCCGCUCGGCUACGAGAAGCUCGUGUCCCUGUUUGACGACAAGCUCGUGGGCCUGGGGGACAAGACCAGCCCUCUGGCCAACAAGGCGAAUUUCUGGCUGUCCGGCAUGGCCGAGUCCGCGGUGGACAAGAACUAUGCGCACUGGGCGUUUGCUGCCGACGAGCGCAGCAAAGUCGACGAGUUUUAUGCCAGGGCGUUGGCGUCGGGCGGCCAGGAUAAUGGAGCGCCGGGCCCGCGGCCACACUUUGGACCGCACUACUAUGCGGCGUUUGUGACGGACCCAAUGGGCAACAAUGUCGAGGUUGUGUGCCGCAAGGAGUAG